Molecule: messenger RNA, 1056 nt
Organism: Scheffersomyces amazonensis
Lineage: Eukaryota; Fungi; Ascomycota; Pichiomycetes; Serinales; Debaryomycetaceae
Gene: MNT3
Product: Mnt3p
Exons: 1
Coding region: 1-1056 (351 amino acids)
Biological process (GO): protein N-linked glycosylation; cell wall mannoprotein biosynthetic process; protein O-linked glycosylation
Cellular component (GO): membrane; Golgi apparatus
Molecular function (GO): alpha-1,2-mannosyltransferase activity
Source: RefSeq, a predicted model, not a curated record
AUGCAAUUAAUAGAUGAUUUAAUUGAUCAAGUAUCAUUAUUUCAAGAAGAUCAAAAAAUUAUUAUACAUAAAUAUAGAGAUGAUAAUUUCCAACAAAGAGAAAAUGCUACAUUUCUAAUGUUAUGUAGAAAUUCCGAAUUAAUAGAUGUGUUGGAGACUAUUCAAAGUGUUCAAGAUCGAUAUAAUAACAAAUUCAAUUAUGACUAUACAUUUUUAAAUGAUAAACCAUUCGAUAACGAAUUUAUAUAUUUAGUUUCUUCAUUCAUACCAUUUGGAUCAAUUAAUUUUGGUUCUAUACCUGAAGAUCAUUGGAGAGUUCCCGAUUUCAUUAAUAGAAAUAAAUUAUUAGCGAAUUUAAAUCAAUCUAAUGAUACUAUGUUAUAUGGAGAUUCAUUAUCAUAUCGACAAAUGUGUCGAUUUUAUCUGGGAUUUUUCUAUAAGCAUGAAUUAGUUAAUCAAUAUCAAUAUUAUUGGAGACUUGAACCUGGCAUAAAAAUAUUUUGUGAUAUCGAUUAUGACGUAUUUAAAUUUAUGAAAGAGAAUGAUAAACUAUAUGGGUUUACAUUAACUAUGUUCGAAUAUGAGCGAACCAUACCGACAUUAUGGAAGAACUUUCAAGAAUAUCUUAAGUUACAUUAUAACAAACAAUCACAGCAAUUACUUAAAUUAGUUACGAAUCCUAUAAGUAAUACUUACAACCUAUGCCAUUUUUGGACGAAUUUUGAAAUUGCAAAAUUAUCAAUCUAUCAAAACUCUGAAUAUGAAAACUACUUCAAAUUUCUUGAUUCGAAAGGUGGAUUCUUUUAUGAGAGAUGGGGGGAUGCACCUAUUCAUAGUUUAGGUGUAUCCAUUGUAGUAGAAGAACCUCAUCAAUUACAUUGGUUUGGAGAUAUAGGAUAUUAUCAUCAACCAUAUGUUCAAUGCCCAUUAAAGAAUCAAGUAUUUAUUAAUAAUAAAUGUUCAUGUAAUCCAGAUGAUGACUUCAGUUUCACAGAUUUAAGUUGUACCAGCCACUUUUUAAAUGUAAUUAAUGGAAUUGAGGAUAAUUCUGUAUAA